This is a messenger RNA of Rana temporaria (common frog), 6146 nucleotides long. RefSeq names its product RHO family interacting cell polarization regulator 2 (gene RIPOR2). The record is from RefSeq and is a predicted model, not a curated record. The transcript has 22 exons. Bases 248 to 3460 code for a protein of 1070 amino acids. Lineage: Eukaryota; Metazoa; Chordata; Amphibia; Anura; Ranidae.
AUGACAUCCCCCCAGUCCUGGUAUCAAUCUGAACUUCCUGUGUGCAGAGAACAUUACCUUCCCAGUCCUGCCCAGGGGGGUUCUCUCUGAGCACAUGUACCUACCUCUCAUGCACACAGAGCUGGAGCAUGUCAUCAUCUUUGUAGAGAGGAUGUUGCUGUAGUCAGGAAGCAGCAGACUCAGUUCCUCCUUCUGUGAUCAGACAAAUCCUGCCUGGGAAGCUGGCCCAUUACUUCUGAUAGUCAAGAUGUCUGCAGGGGAGGACACCAGCAGUGCACACCUGAGUGAGGUGGAGGAGGCAGAUGAUGUGCUCUCUGAAGAGUUAUCUUUCAGAAGCCCUGAUAUCAUGUCUGUGGGCUCUCAGACAUUUCCUCCAGGAGGACCUAAUGGGAUUCUCAGAAGUCAGUCAUUUGCUGGAUUUAGUGGCAUCCCGGAAAGAAGAUCUCGGUGCAACUCUUUCCUUGGAAACUCUUCCGCCCCCAAAAAACCUCAAGCUAAACAGAAGAAAAUGCACAACAUGGGCCAUAAAAAUGGCAGUAAUUCUAAAGAACCACAACCAGAGAGAGUAGAAGAGAUAUAUGGAGCCUUAAAAAAUGGCCUUGACGAGUACCUGGAAGUUCAUCAAACUGAACUAGACAAGCUGACUGCCCAGCUCAAAGACAUGAAGAGAAAUUCAAGGCUGGGAGUGCUGUAUGAUCUGGACAAGCAAAUCAAGACCAUUGAGAGGUACAUAAGAAGACUGGAAUUUCAUAUCAGCAAGAUUGACGAGUUAUAUGAGGCCUACUGCAUCCAGAGACGCCUAAGAGACGGAGCAAGUAAGAUGAAGCAGGCCUUUGCUGCAUCCCCCUCCAGCAGAGCAGCACGAGAGAGUUUAUGUGAAAUAAACAAGAGCUAUAAAGAGUACACAGAGAAUAUGUGCACGGUUGAAUUUGAAAUGGAAAGCCUAUUGGGAGAAUUUUACAUCAAAAUGAAAGGUCUAGCUGGCUUUGCCCGUUUAUGUCCAGGAGACCAAUAUGAGAUAUUCAUGAGAUAUGGGCGUCAGAGGUGGAAACUAAAAGGCAAAAUUGAGGUUAAUGGCAAACAGAGCUGGGACGGAGAAGAAAUGUUUUUUCUUCCGCUGAUUAACAGUUUAAUAUCAAUAAAGGUGACAGAGCUUAAAGGAAUAGCAACUCAUAUCCUGGUGGGAAGUGUUACCUGUGAAACGAAGGAUUUAUUUGCUGCACGUCCUCAAGCUGUUGCUGUUGACAUAAAUGACCUUGGCACAAUAAAGCUUAACCUUGAAGUGACAUGGUGCCCAUUCGAUACAGAAGACCUGACACCUUCUACAGGCAAUGUAAACAAAGCAUCUGUCGUUCAGCGAAGAGUCUCCAUAUACAGCCAAGGCACACCAGAGACCCCUACAUUUAAAGACCAUUCCUUCUUUAAAUGGCUGAACCCACCACAAGACAGGCUGCGAGCGUCAAUUAUGGAUGCGCUGCAGGAGACUUUCUUUGACAAGCUCCGACGCAGUCGCUCUUUUAGUGACCUGCCCUCUCUCAGGCUGAGGCCUAGAUCAGGCAGAGAGCGUUAUUCGAAUUUGCAGGAUGACGUCUUUGAUAGUGGAGUAGAAUCUAUUGAAAAGAGGGCACUCUCUUUAAGCUUUGACGACUUGCCCAAUGGUGAUAUUACGCCACCUAGAUCUACGCCCUCUUCCUCGUUGGGUUACUCCAAUCCAGAAAUCACCGUAACCCCACCAGAACAUAACCUCAGUGAACCAUCAUCCGAAGCACCUGUGAAGGACAGUUUGAGCGCCAGGUCUUCUGCAGACUCAAGCAGUCAAUCUCAAGACUCUCAGUCCCAUGCAGAGAAUGUUACUGAAAGUGACGACACCUUAGCAGGAGAUAAAUUGGACUUCUCUGCUUGCCAAAGCCCCCCUCUCAAAGUAAACGAUAGCAUAUUUAUUAAUUCAAAUGUGUCUGUGUCAAUUUUGCAAGAUUCUGAUGAGUGUUCUGAGCUUAAGCCUGUGGAAUUGGACGGUUGUGAAGGGAAUAUUACUAAGCAGCUGGUAAAAAGGCUUGCCUCAACUGAAAUACCUGCCAUCCCAGAGAGACUACAGGCCGAAUGCUCCACGUGUUGUGAAUCUGAAGCCAAUAGAUCCUUUUUGGAUGGAAGUUUGGACGAAUCUUUGCAGGGACUGCUCCUGACUCUUGAACCUUGUAAGGACCAGUGUGAGGUGUACCAGGAGCUGUACCAGGAAAUUACACACCUAGAAGAUGUUCUAAAAUGCAAGUCAUCUGUAAACCGAAGCAGGUCUUCCAGUAUAAGUCUCACUGUUGAGAGUGCUUUAGAAAGCUUUGAUUUCCUGAACACCUCUGACUUUGAUGAGGAGGAUGAUGAUGAGGACGGUGGUGGGAUGGUUUGUAACGGUGGAGGCGCAGAUUCGUUUUUUUCAGAGACUGAGAUGGAGAAGCAAAGCUAUAGAGCUGAGCAUCCAGAAGCCAGAGGGCACCUGAGCGAGGCACUCACAGAGGACACUGGAGUAGGCACCAGCGUUGCAAGCAGUCCCCUGCCCCUUACUACAGGAAAUGAAAGCUUGGACAUCACGUUGGUCAGGCAUCUGCAAUACUGCUCUGAGCUCAUUAAGCAAAUAAUUAUAUCAAGUCAAGUUCUAUUUGUUCUAAGAGACCUGAAAAAGAAAUUAGGCAAGCAAUGCCAAGUCAUCAAGAGACUUUCCGACAUCAGUGGAGAGAAUAUGGACAACACAAAUUCAGUUGUUGAAGUUAUCUCUGGAUUUCAUGAUAUGCCGUCACUAUUAUCUUUUUGGAUGAAAUGCUCUGCACCUACACACCUGUAUCACACCACUGCUGAGAAAAUGAUGAAACAACUGCAUGAAACAUUCAGCCAAACUGUGAAUGUAGAGAGCCCAGGACUUGCUGAAAAAGUUUUCAGGAAGUUGAUUGCUCAAAAUCUAGACAAAGCAGAGAACGUGUUGCCAGCGAAUCUGUCCACAGAAAUCAUUACGGUUUUCCAGUAUUAUGAUUUCUUCAGCAGCCAUAAUAUUUCUGACCUCAAAAGCUAUUUAAUUCAUCUUACUAAGGAAGUGUUAGCUCUGCAGAUGCUCCAGACGUCAAUGGAUACAAGCGUGCUGGAUAAAAUGACAGAUUUAGAUACUUGUAAUUUACCUCAGUGCCAGGAAUUUGUGACAUCCAUUACACGGCUAUCCACUGAGAACGACAAAGAUGUCAAUCAAGCACUGGCCUUACUUUCAUCUGCUGCUUCCACAUUGGAUGAGUUCACAGAAAAUGCUCCGGAGAGUAUUACAACAUUUGUUACACUCUGUCAGUCAGACAAUGAAGAGAUCAGUAAAAUUGCAUCAGAAAAGUUGGAAUCUUUUGGAGAGGAAGGACAUUGCGCAUAUGACUCCUUAAACAAAGCUGCUACAGUGAGCCCAGAAAAGAGAGGACCUACUCCUGCUUUCUAGGCACUAUAAGAAGAAUUCCGAAUGUAUACAGAUAUCCCUAUGCCCAAGAAGAUGAUGCUGAAUACAAGCAGAAAUUUAAGCCUGCAAAAUCUCCAGCAGUAAUUUCCAGUAACAAUAUACAUGCGUGUGUAUGUGUGGACCAGCAGGAGUUGGAACAAGAAGCAUCUUUUAUGGAUAGAAUAAAUAUACCAGUCAAAGGUCAUGUCCGUGCCUGCCUGGUCUGCCAUGGACACCAUUACUACAGUAGAAGAACAUGGAACCUACGCCUCUUCUUGAUGGAACUACAUUUUUAAAAAGCCAUGGCCCAUUAUUGUCCCAGUUUCUGUAAUCUGUACCAGAUGUCUCAUCUUUUUUUCUUGCCUUUCACAAUAUUGGCAUUGCACACAAAUACUGUAUAGAAAAAGUCCACCCUACAUACUGGCAUUAUGCUGAGUUGCCAUUCACUGGCUUAGUACAUUACCUGAUUAAUAGGUUGCUUGAAAUAUUAUCUUUGCAUUCAGCUCCUCUAUAGGUUAUGUAUGAGAAUUUCAGAAACAACAGCUAUCUUUAAAGGGAAGCUAUUGUUUUUCAGUGUGUACACAUUUAAAGGUUUACAUGAAGAUUGUUUUUAUAUGUUUUUGCAAUUUAUUGUAAUUUUUUCUGUGUUUUAACGACUUUAUUUUAUUUUCACAUUUAAAAAUUCUUCCUUUACUGGCUGAUUAGCAAUCUUGAUGGCCAAGUGCUGUAAUAAAAUCAGUAAGCCACAAAGAAAGUCGGCUGUUUCCAUUCAGUCAGAGCAGACUAAUAGAAUCACAUUUAGGGAUUGUAAGAAUAAAAUACAAACACUACUGGGCACGACUAAGCAGGAAGCACAGCUUGCCUAUAUGAGGAGCAAGGGUACGCACUAUAUCCAGAAACAUGAUUUCUCAUACAGUGCACAAGCAUUAGCAGGUACAAUUAUGCAUAGCUAAUCUCAUUUACUACUUUACCUAAGCUAAUGGAUUCCAGCCUUGGCGGAAUGGAUCACUUCAUUCAGUACUAUUAAAGUAAUAUUGAAAUUUUUGGGGGCUUUAAAUAAAAAUUAUGCUAUACUUACCCACUAUGUGCAACUAUAUUGGACAGGGCGGCCCCAUACCACUUCUUCUGCAGUCGUUUGCCAGCAUUUUGUGUUCCUUCUUCCUGUGGGUGCCCCCUCAGCAAGUCAUGUGCUAUGGGGGAACCCAUGUGGGCAUGCUCCCAAGCCGGAAUGCAUUCCCCCUAGCUCCCUCCUCACAGGAUUUGACUGACACUAGCAGGACCCUAUGACUCCUGCUGCUUUCAGAGACUCCUGUGAGAUCAGGAAGAGGGAGCAGCGCCACUGUAGACGAGGCCAGCGUUGGAUCGUCGGAGGACUCAGGUGGGUGUUUAGGGACAGGGGGUUGGAAACGAGUUUUGGAAGGUUUCUUUACCUUAAUGCAUUAGGGUUAAGAACCUUUUGACUUUAGAACCACUUUUGUUUCUUAUCAUCAUAAUCAUCAAAAACACCCCAUAGAGAUAAUAUGCACACAAAUAAAGCUACUCAGAGUUACAAUACUCUGCAUUUGACUUUCUCUGGGGAACACAACUGUGAACUUAAAUUAAUACUAUCACACAAAACAGAGUAGCUCAAGCAAAAGUUCAGCAGCAAAAGUAUUAUUACUGUCCAUAAGAACCUUAAGUAGUAGAAUUGUGCGUUCCUUCAGGUAGAACAUGCCUUAACAAGAGCCUGGCAUGAUUUUGAUUUUCUGGUGCAUGCCUGGAAAUUUCUCAAGCGUGCUUGUUAGAAGCCCAGCUUGUGAGUAUUUCCAGCGCGAAGAAAUGGCACACGUUAAUAAAGCUAUAAUAAUAUAUGCUGUAUCUGGUGAGGUCUAGGGAAAGGCACGCGAGUGCAGGUGAUAGAAUAAAAGAAUAAACAAGUAACAUAUUUAGACUUCCUUCCAUGUUGUUGGUGUAUUGGCAUCCCCCCCUAAGUCGGUGCAUACUGUGCAUCUAUAAUAUUUUAUAUUUCUGCGAAUUCUAUUGCUAAACACAUUCAAUAUAGAUAAGCUUCUCCUUUGUAGCUAAUACUAGAUCAAAAGGUUAAAUCUACAAACUGUAAUAGAGAAUAGGUCAUAAGAUAUCCAAAACAUUCAGAUUAAUGCUGUGUGCAUUCAUGUCAGACACCCCUAGCUGAUCCUUCUCAGGGAGAAAAGUGGAUUGUCAAAGUUGCAUUUUUUUCCCAAUUUGUAUAUUUGGGUCCCUCGAGAUAACAAUGAUGCUGGGAAUAUGCGCUGGCUACAUGGUCCCAUGCAAUCCUGUAUAAUGCGUGUGUGCAUAUCUAUACACUUACCUAGAAAUGUCAGAUCCUGCAGCAACUCUAACCACUAUGUAGUGUCUUGGAAAUAUGUUCUUGCAGAGUCAUAUCAUACCACAUACAAUGCAUUAUCAUUUUUUCAGCUAGUUUAGUAAAAUUACAAUAGUUAUGUUGCUUCAGCCAUUCCAGUGCAUAGUGUACUGUAGGUGUAAUGAUGUAUGAGUAAUGCUUCUUUUAAUGACUACUAUAAAUAUAUAUAUAUAAAAGAGCUGGCAAACAUUCUUGCUUCCUUAGAAGGUGUCAAUAUGAAGCUCAGGUUUCUUUUAUUAGUAUCAAGAUUUUUUCAAUUAACUUUGUAUAUUUACUUUUGUAGAUUACUUACCACAAAAAAAAAAA